AUGGGGCUUGCACCUUUUGUGACAAGUUCUGAUCUUCUCCAAAGAUCAUGGAAAGUUAUCCGGGUUCUUAAUGGAGGCAUAGUUUCAAAAGAGGGAAAGGGAGUGUCAUGGUUUCGGUAUGUUAACGAAGAUUCAUGUGUGACGAUUAUAGCAUUUAAGGCCACACAAUAUUCUGUUGUUGAACCGGGUUUGGUUAAAUAUUCUGAUCUCAAGGAGAAGAAGUUAUUCCAUGACUUUGAUUUUCUUCUUCCUGUUGAAAGCAAUCCAAGUUUCUCUGUUAACAACACUGCAGUUUCCCUCUUUAUUGAAAAUCUCACUGAGCUUAAUAAGUUGAAAUCCGAGAUUAAUAGCUCCAAACCAUUGAUUAUUACUGGGCAUGCUCUUGGAGGAUCAGUUGCUACUCUCUUCACUAUAUCACUAUUAGAUAGCAUUGGUUCAGGAAAGAAUCGUCCACUCUGCAUCACCUUUGGUUCACCCCUUAUUGGUGACAAGGGAUUGCAACAAGCUAUAUCUGGUAGUUCUAAUUGGAAUUCUUGCUUUCUACAUGUUGUGUCACACAAAGACCCACUUCCGAGACUCUUCAUUACAAACCAUGAUUCUCAAACCAAUGACUACAUGCCUUUCGGAACAUUUCUCUUGUGUUCUGAUCAAAAUUCUGCUUGUUUUGAGAACCCUGGAUCUGUUUUGAGACAAUUCGAGGUAUUUGCCUCAAAUGAUGGAAAUCAAAGUUCUCAACCUGUUGAUUAUGGUGAGAUAGUGAAAAUACUCAAUGUAAAAUGA
Molecule: messenger RNA, 780 nt
Organism: Gastrolobium bilobum
Lineage: Eukaryota; Viridiplantae; Streptophyta; Magnoliopsida; Fabales; Fabaceae
Product: senescence-associated carboxylesterase 101-like
Exons: 2
Coding region: 1-780 (259 amino acids)
Biological process (GO): lipid metabolic process; defense response
Molecular function (GO): carboxylic ester hydrolase activity
Source: RefSeq, a predicted model, not a curated record